Ornithorhynchus anatinus (platypus) is the source of this 1468-nucleotide messenger RNA. RefSeq names its product UDP-galactose-4-epimerase (gene GALE). Gene Ontology annotation, cellular component: cytosol. The record is from RefSeq and is a predicted model, not a curated record. Lineage: Eukaryota; Metazoa; Chordata; Mammalia; Monotremata; Ornithorhynchidae. The transcript is spliced from 11 exons. Gene Ontology annotation, biological process: beta-D-galactose catabolic process via UDP-galactose, Leloir pathway. Gene Ontology annotation, molecular function: UDP-glucose 4-epimerase activity. The coding region runs from base 87 to 1136 and encodes 349 amino acids.
GGCUCUUAAAGGGACAGGCCUCCCCCCCCCCCCCCCAGAAAAGCCACGAAGCCUAGGACGGACGGAGCCGCCGGGGACCAGGGGAGAUGGCGGAGGAGAAGGUGCUGGUGACGGGCGGAGCCGGCUACAUCGGCAGCCACACGGUGCUGGAGCUGCUGGAGGCGGGCUACGUCCCCGUGGUCGUCGACAACUUCCACAACGCCAUCCGGGGGGCAGGGGGCGUCCCCGAGAGCCUGCGCCGCGUGGAGGAGGUCACGGGGAGGACGGUGGAGUUCGAGGAGGUGGACGUACUGGACGGCGCGGCCCUGCGGGGGCUCUUUGAGAAGCACGACUUCGCCGCCGUGAUCCACUUCGCGGGCCUGAAGGCGGUGGGCGAGUCGGUGCAGAGACCCCUGGACUACUACAGAGUCAAUCUCACCGGGACCAUCCAGCUGCUGGAGACCAUGCAGGCCCACGGGGUGCGGAAGCUGGUCUUCAGCAGCUCGGCCACGGUGUACGGGACCCCCCGCUACCUCCCGCUGGACGAGGGCCACCCCGUCGGGGGCUGCACCAACCCCUACGGCAAGUCCAAGUUCUUCAUCGAGGAGAUGGUCCGGGACCUGUGCCGGGCCGAGGAGGGCUGGAACGCCGUGCUGCUGCGCUACUUCAACCCCACCGGGGCCCACCCGUCGGGACGCCUCGGCGAGGACCCCCAGGGCGUCCCCAACAACCUGAUGCCCUACGUGUCGCAGGUGGCCGUCGGCCGGCGGGAGGUCCUGAGCGUCUUCGGCGACGACUACGCCACGGAGGACGGGACAGGCGUCCGCGAUUACAUCCACGUGGUGGACCUGGCCAGAGGCCACAUCGCCGCCCUGGGGAAGCUGAAGGAGAACUGUGGCUGCAAGGUCUAUAACCUGGGCACGGGCACCGGCUACUCGGUGCUGCAGAUGGUCGAGGCGAUGGAGAGAGCUUCGGGGAAGACGAUCCCCUACAGGGUCGUGGCUCGGAGGGACGGCGACGUGGCCGUCUGCUACGCCGACCCCAAGCUGGCCGAGGAGGAGCUGGGCUGGAAGGCCGCCUUCGGCCUGGACGAGAUGUGUGAGGAUCUGUGGCGUUGGCAGAAGAACAACCCUCACGGCUUCGGCGCCGCAGCCUGAUCCGCCACGUCCGGGCCCGGGCCCCUCCUCCCGCUCCCCGGGGGCGGCCCGCCAGGAACGGGGUGGUGCGACCGUGUCUCCUUCCCCCUUGGCAGCCGGGGCCCCGCCGGGCAGCCCUGCCUCGGCGGCCUGUCGGGUCACCUGGCCGUCUCGGUUCGUCCCCUCCCGCCCUACCCCUCCCGCCAUCCCCCCCUACCCCGACGCCGCGGGGGGAGCCCACCUACCUCAUCUCGCCCCGGGGCGGGUCGGGCUCCCAAGCCCCCUGCCCCUCGCCCCGCCUGGGGCCGGGGUCCAUCCCCUGCCCCUCGUGGGACCGACCCCAGGGGCCGGGG